AUGUCUACGAAAGCCAGCUGUGAGUAUGGCACUCCGAAAUACUACGCACUAUGCGGCCUCGGUGGAGUUCUAAGCUGCGGUCUCACCCACACUGGAGUGGUCCCAUUAGAUUUGGUGAAGUGUCGUCUACAAGUUGACCGAGCUAAAUAUAAAAAUAUUACUCAUGGAUUUAAACUCACAAUUGCUGAAGAAGGCAUACGAGGUCUAGGAAAGGGUUGGGCACCAACCUUUUUUGGGUACUCUCUUCAAGGGCUUGGAAAGUUUGGUUUUUAUGAAGUGUUCAAACAUAUAUACAACGGCUUCCUAUCUGAAGAAAACGCGUAUUUAUGGCGAACAUCUGUGUAUCUAGCGGCCAGUGCCAGUGCAGAGUUCUUUGCUGACAUUAUGCUUUGUCCGAUGGAAGCUGUAAAAGUACGAAUUCAAACAAUGCCAGGGUGGGCUAAUACACUUAGAGAAGGUGUGCCGAAAAUGUACAAAAACGAAGGAUUCAUUGGGUUUUAUAAAGGCCUUCCUCCUCUGUGGGGACGACAAAUCCCGUAUACAAUGAUGAAGUUCGCUUGCUUCGAACGGACUGUGGAAGCACUGUACAAGUAUGUAGUACCAAAACCACGCGAACAAUGCUCAAAAAGUGAACAGCUGGUUGUAACUUUCGCAGCAGGUUAUAUCGCGGGUGUAUUUUGUGCCAUUGUAUCUCAUCCUCCUGACACAAUAGUGUCGAAAUUAAAUAAAGAUCCAAAUGCACGCCUGAUGGAAGUUGCCAGAAAUUUGGGGUUAAUGGGUAUGUGGAGUGGACUUGGACCUCGUAUUAUCAUGAUUGGGACAUUAACAGCUCUGCAAUGGUUCAUUUAUGAUGGCUUCAAAGUAGCUAUGCAGUUGCCGCGCCCGCCACCUCCAUCUAUGCCAGAGUCACUAAAGCAGAAGUUAGAAAGCCAAAAGCAUUAA
Molecule: messenger RNA, 942 nt
Organism: Schistosoma turkestanicum
Lineage: Eukaryota; Metazoa; Platyhelminthes; Trematoda; Strigeidida; Schistosomatidae
Source: the annotation of a GenBank genome assembly